AUGGCAUGCCAAGUCAAAGGAACAGCAUUCAUCACCGGCAGCGGCUCAGGAAUCGGCAAAGCGACCGCCAUAUCUUUCGCCCAAAAUGGCAUCGAAUCCAUGGCUUUAGUCGACCUAAACCUCCCUCUCCUCGAAAGGACCCGCGAUGAGCUCCGAGCCCUGUUCCCGAAGAUCAAAGUGGAGGCAUUCCAAGCAAACGUUGCCGACGAAACAUCCGUCGAGAACGCAGUGCGCGAGACGGUCGAGCACUUCGGCGGUAUUGAUAUCGGCAUCAACUGCGCUGGAAUUAGUGGGGCGCCUACUCCAACUGACCGGAUGACACUGGCUGAGUGGCAGAAGGUUAUCGACGUCAACCAGACUGGUGUAUGGUUGUGUCAGAGAGCUUUGAUUCGGCAGAUGCUGCAACAGGAGUCCCGCGGUGGCCGUGAAGGGCGAGGCGUCAUUUUGAAUGUCUCGUCGAUGUUUGGUGUCAGUGGUCCUCCUGGGCCAUUCGAUAUCCCCCACUACACAGCAGCGAAACAUGCGGUGGUUGGCUUAACGAAGAUGGACGCGAAAGCAUACUCGCGACAAGGAAUUCGCAUCAAUGCCAUCUGUCCCGGCUUCGUCGACACUCCCAUCAUCAAACAGCAAAUUGAAUCUGGAUCAAUGAACGCCGUCUUUGAAAUGACACCUGUUGGACGCCCCGCACAAGUGGAGGAGAUUUCGGACGCGAUCCUUUUCUUGUCCUCGCCCAUGAGCAGCUACAUGUGUGGUGCAGCCAUGGUAGUGGAUGGAGGAUUUACCGUCUAG
This is a messenger RNA of Penicillium subrubescens, 789 nucleotides long. RefSeq names its product SDR family NAD(P)-dependent oxidoreductase. The transcript has 5 exons. Bases 1 to 789 code for a protein of 262 amino acids. NCBI's taxonomy places the organism in Eukaryota, Fungi, Ascomycota, Eurotiomycetes, Eurotiales, Aspergillaceae. The record is from RefSeq and is a predicted model, not a curated record.